AUGGGAGGCGGUCCAGAUAAGGAAGACCUCCUCGUUACUGUGCCAUUACCUCGGUCGGCCUUCAAUCUCGCAAAGCUCCAAAAACGCUACCCAGACUUCAAAGUGACGUUCAUCCAGAUCAAUAGAGAUGAUCUGAGCGACGAGCAGCGUAAAUCAGAGUUGAAAGCGCUCUACAAGAAGGCAACCAUUCUUCUCACACUCCAUCUCCUGCCUGAUGAUCCGGGCGAUAUCCCCAACCUCAAAUUGAUUCAUCUCCUCUCAGCUGGUGUUGAUCAUGUCGUGUCCAGCCCCAUAUUCACCUCAACCACCAUUCCCCUUACGACCUCAUCCGGCAUCCAUGGACCACCUAUCGCCGAAUGGGUCCUCGCCUCUGUGCUGGGCCUCAGCCGGCACUCCUUCACCAUGCAUAAGUGGCAGCGCGAUCAUCACUGGGGCGGCACAUCGGAACUACCAGGUGGUAUGGGCAGUAUGAGCGAUUGGCUGGGCAAGACCGUUGGUAUCGCCGGCUAUGGGAGUAUUGGCCGCCAGAUCGCCCGCGUCUUCACUGCACUGGGCUGCCGCAUCCACGCCUACACUGCUUCACCACGCAAUACCCCCGAGGCGCGGCGUGACACCGGCUACCUGCUGCCCGGCGUUGGCGAUCCCGAGGGCACUCUCCCCGCUGCCUGGUACAGCGGCACGACCCCCGAAUCGCUGCACACAUUCCUGCGCUCCGGCCUGAGCCUGCUCAUCAUCGCCCUUCCGCUCACGCCCGCCACCACGGGCCUCUUCGGCGCCGAGGAGUUCCAGAUCCUGCAUGACGCCGCGCCAGGCGGGGGCAAGGCGGCGAAGACUAUCCUGGUGAAUAUCGCGAGGGGGAAGAUCGUGGACACGGAGGCCAUGUUGAUGGCCUUGGAUGGGGGAAUGCUCAGGGGCGCGGCACUAGAUGUGACGGAGCCAGAGCCGCUGCCAGAGGGCAGUGAGUUGUGGGAUCGGGAAGAUGUGGUGGUGACACCGCACAUGAGUGCACUGGGAGUCGAGUAUAUGGUCAGGGCGUUUGAUGUCUUUGUCUCGAAUAUAGACCGCCUGGAGAAGGGGGAGCGGCUUGUCAAUGAGGUGAAGAGGGGGAGGGGCUACUGA
Messenger RNA from Cyphellophora europaea CBS 101466, 1119 nucleotides. RefSeq lists its product as uncharacterized. Lineage: Eukaryota; Fungi; Ascomycota; Eurotiomycetes; Chaetothyriales; Cyphellophoraceae. Gene Ontology annotation, molecular function: NAD binding. The record is from RefSeq and is a predicted model, not a curated record. The coding region runs from base 1 to 1119 and encodes 372 amino acids. The transcript has 4 exons.